AUGCUGCAGCUCCGAUCAUACGCUCUGGCCUUGUUGGCCUCGAUAGCCACACUGUCACAAGUCAACGCCCAGUGCGCCAACAAUGUCGCCGUCUACAACCCUGAUGUCAGGACACUGACCGCCAACAACACCUGGUUCGUCGUCCCAGUGCCGAAGGCCGCAGCCUUGACAGCCAUCCAAGAAGCCUACCCACUCCUCAACGUCGCCCUCCUCGACGUUCCAAACGACCCAACCCUCUUCCCGAAUGGCUUCCCCGCCGGCCAACAACCCGCAAUAGUCAACAUCGGCCUCAGCGACGACAUCCGCAUGUCCGCCUUCCAAAUCGACGGCGGCCUCAAAGUCGGCCAAGUCUAUAUAUCCUAUGUCUCCCUCAACGGCUCCCCCUCCCCGCUGCAAGCCCAAACCUCCGGCUACAUCGCGGGCGAAACCGGCCCCUUGCCCAACGGCCUCGUCCCAGCCUUGGCAUCCACCCUCCUCUUCGGCGGAAACCCCACUCGUCUAGGAGAAUUCACACCCGACGCCGCCCCCUACCAAUCCGAAGGCGGACCCAUCCUCUCCGCCCAAACGAAAUGGGCCCUCCUCCCCAACCCCAUCUCCGGCCCAGGGAUCUACCCAGAAGCCUUCGAUUUCGAAUUCACGACCAUCGCCUCUUCAGCAUCGAGAUACACCGCCAAAGGCUUCAAAUACCUCAUCAACCUCCCCACACUCCUCCCCACCGCGCAGUGCCAGCGCAACGCGUACUACUUUACCAACGCGACCGCGAACCCGGUUUUCCGGAAUGGUAAUGUGACGUUCGGGCCGGGGGCGGAUGGUAGUUCUGCGACGAGCUCGGCGUUGAUGGCGGCGAGUGCGGAUGGGAGCGGAAUUUUCGCUGAUGUUGAUGGGUAUGGAGGGUGUGCGCAGAGCGUGGGGAAUAGUGUUCAGGGGUGUGAUGAGGCGAGUGCCCAUACGGAUCCUAAUACGCUCAAUUAG
Zasmidium cellare ATCC 36951 is the source of this 972-nucleotide messenger RNA. RefSeq lists its product as uncharacterized. Bases 1 to 972 code for a protein of 323 amino acids. The transcript has 2 exons. The record is from RefSeq and is a predicted model, not a curated record. NCBI's taxonomy places the organism in Eukaryota, Fungi, Ascomycota, Dothideomycetes, Mycosphaerellales, Mycosphaerellaceae.